Molecule: messenger RNA, 8538 nt
Organism: Pelodiscus sinensis (Chinese soft-shelled turtle)
Lineage: Eukaryota; Metazoa; Chordata; Testudines; Trionychidae
Source: RefSeq, a predicted model, not a curated record
AUUUUCUAAUACAAUAUAAUGUGGAACUGUAGCCAGUUCUCAUCGGUCAUCAAAAUGCAAAGGAAUUUAAUACAGACCGUGUUUCAGCUGGCACAUCGGACAUGUUUGGUACCACAUCGCACUGGUUUCCUUCAACACUUACAAGGGAAACCAAUCUUUCCUCAGACUGGAUGCAAAGUGAUUUUGGCAUUGGGCCCUGCAAAACAAUGUCUGCAUGCAUCUGCUGUGCUUUGUGUCUCAAAGGAAGGAAAAUCAUCGGGUGAAUAUUCAUCCCAGCCAGAAGGCACUUACCACAAAGAACAAAAAGAAGAAAACCCUUUGAAACGAGUUAGUGAUGCAUCCCAUGGUAGCCCAGUAGAAUCAAUUUCUUUAGAGCCUGAUCCAUUACAAGACAAAUCAAUUAGUCUCUUUCAGAGAUUCAAGAGAACUUUUAAACAGUAUGGAAAAGUUAUGAUUCCAGUGCAUCUGUUGACAUCCAGUGUAUGGUUUGGAUCCUUUUACUAUGCAGCCAUGAAAGGAGUGAAUGUCGUUCCUUUCCUAGAGUUCAUUGGAGUACCAGAAUGCGUUGUAAGCAUUCUGAAAAACUCUCAAAGUGGAUAUGCACUAACUGCAUAUGCAAUGUAUAAGGUAUUCGCUUUACCUAACAAGCCACGCCAAGAGUGCACACGGACAACCAAAAGGUCAGAAAGACUGGAGGACCAUACUGUUGAGAGGGCCUUGCCAUGCACAACAAUGCACCAGCCAAACUGAAGAAGACUUUUCUUGCUUGUCAGCUUUAAAAACAAAUUGAUUCCCACCCACUUUCAAAAUCGAAAGCAUAGACCUUGUCUAGAUGAAAAAGGUUUGCAAACCCUGCUAGCAUAGUCGAAGGUUUAUGCUGGCAAAAGCUUGUGUCAGUUUCCUGAACAACAAAACAUAUACCAGCAAAACGACUUUCAUGUCAGUAUAACUGUGUCUAUACUUGGGCUUUUGUUGGUAUAAAAUGUCAUUAAAAAAGUCAAAUGCCAAAUAGAUAUCACUAUACUGACAAAACUUUUAAGGCCUGGCCUUAUUCCAUUGCUCACUGGGCUUGGACAGAUUUAGGUCUUGUCUAUACUCAGCAUUAGGCCCAAUUCAGCUAUCACUGGUCCAGCAGUGCUGCAAACCCCAAGUGUGAACAAAGAAAGUUAAACAUUGAACCAUUUCAACUAAGCACCUGUUUCAAUCGGGGUAAGAUCAAAUAGUGUAAAUUACAGCUUUCCUUGUCUAUUAUGCCUGGGGCUUGUACCACUGCAGCUACACAGAUUGCUGAAUCCUGAAUGCAGAGAAAGUGAGAAUGGGAGAGUUGUGCAACAGAUACAGGUGCAACACAAGGACUGUUUUUGUUUUUGAAAAACUCUCUUAGCCUACUUUUGAUUUUUUCAGGGUCGGUUUUGAUCCAGGUCUCAAUGAAUUGAAGGCCCAUAUGGUGUCAUAGAGUUUGGAUAACAAGGUUCUGGGUAAAUCUCUAGGUAAAUAAGGUUACAAAGGGUAUGAAUAAAAUAUCUUCUGGAGAAGACGACGCUAAAACUGGUCCAGAGCUCCAGAGCAGCAACAAGGUGACAACAAAGAAGAGAAGCAUCUAGAUGCAAAGUUAAAGCUGUGAAGGUUUGUUUGUUUUGUUUUUCUUUUUCUUUAAAGUGACACACACACACACACACACACACACACACACACACACACACACAGAGAAUGCUCUUCAUCGCAAAGAUGCAUCAAACAACCAGUUGCUAUCUACAAGCUAGUCAAAAGUGAUUUGUUCAAACUCUUCUUUUCCCUUAUGAUACUAUAUUGAUAUUUAAUAGGAAAAUAAAAUACAUAGACUUUUUGUCAUUUGUAUGCAUUCAUUUGCAAAUUUUCUUACAAAAGAGGACCAAGCACAUAAGUAGGCAUUCACAAAUUUGAUGCCAUUUUUGUUAAAAUUGGUAUCAUCUAUAUAUUAUCUUACAGUAUUAACAACGUCUUUUUUUGUUUGUUUGUUCUACCCAUUGGGUAGGAUAUGUGCAUAAUAUAUUCAAGUUAUAUACAGCACCUUACAAAUAAAACUCAGAAGAAGAGACAGACAACUGAAAAAGCACCAUUUUAAAGUGAGGCACAACAAAGGUGGGAGCAUAGGGUCUGAUCCAAAGUCCACUGAAAUUAGUGGGAGCCUUUCCACUGACUUGAAUGAGCUUUGGAUCCAGCCCGUAGAGUGCAAGCGGAUUCCUAUCUGCUCAGACCUGAACAUGAGGCCCCUUAGUUGCUUACAAACUACUAACAUGCAAACCUCCUCAAAAUUAUAUCUAAUAUAUAUGUAUAUAUUUAUUAGUAUUCCUACCACAGCAGACAUACAAGCACAAACUGAGGAAAGGGUGAAGGAAAAGACACCUUUGUAACCCACAAGAUCCGAACACAUACCACGUGGUUUCAGAACACUCGCAUACCAAACCAUAUAAAGCAGCAGCAGCAAGCAGCAGCAAUAGAGCAAAGAAAUGAGACACUAUCAUCGCUGGCAGUAAAUCCCAUGCAGGGCAGGAUUGCUUGGGGGUGGGUGGGAAAGGGAGUAUUUUUGUUUGUUUCUCUGUGUUAAACACAAAAAGGCAAACUCUUUUGUCAUGAAAGCGAUGCUAGCUUUGCUUGUGUUCAUUCUAAAGAUGUAACGCAGACUGUGUCCAGCAGCAGUGCAGUCAGAAGGAGAGUUUUUGGCAUUGUCAGUACGAACCCAGCUCAACCUUCCCUGCUCUGAGAGCAGAGAAAUGUAGAGUGAAUGGCUGCAAAUUCAGUGGUAGUGGCCUUUACAUAUAUCAAAACAAAGUAUGUGUGGCUGAUUUACAAAGUAUUAAUUGGCUUCUAAAUUUUGCAUUGGUGCUAUUUACGGUUUCGAUAAAGCACUUCACCUAUUCUGAGCCUGGCCUACAAUUGGAAGGGUUUGCUGGUGUAACUAAAUCCACAAAGGUAAAUCCCCGGUGGUGAAGAUCCAGUUUAUAUCCACCAAAGAUCUUACAACAGCUUCCUGAAUGGAGUAUGCUAGAUUGGGAGUUCUCAAACUUCAUUGCCACGUGGCCCCUUCUGACUACAAAUAUUACUGUAUGACCCCAAAAAGAGGGGAACCAAAGCUUGAGCUUGCCCAAGCCCCACUGCCUCAGGCAGAGAGCCCAAGGGAUUCAGCCCAGGCAGGAGUGUCUGUAAUCUGAGCCCUGCCAUCAAUGGCUGAAGCCCCCAGGAUCUGAACUCAGGUCCGAGCCAUAAGUCUAAGCCAGCCCUGAUGACCCCAUUAAAAUGGGGGCCCGACCCACAGCUUGAGAAUUACUGUGCUAAACUAACAAAAGGACUUUUGUGCAUUUAUACUGGGGCUUUUGCUGGCAUACCUACAUUACUCAAGGGUGAGGGGCAAAAAAACAAAACUAAAACUCAACAACAAAAAGUAAACACACACACACACACACCCGAGCAAAAAUGCUAAGCGUAAACUAGGCCUGGACCAACGUUCACAGACAGAUGGACCUUGGUUUGGAUUUAUAAUGAGAAGUAUAAAUUGUCAUUUAAGAAGGAAACAUAGCAAGUGAAGCAAAAUUAAAAUGAAACUCUGAAAGUUCAGCUGAAACGAUGUUACUCAGACAAAUCCCCACAAGGGUUUUUUUUACAUGAGAAAUGCUAUGAAAGCAUAUGUAAAUUUUAACAAUUCUAUGUCAGUAGCUCCUUGGGAGAGGAAGGGAGUUAAAACAAAAGUGACACAUUUGGGGUUAGUUUCAGGGCAUGUACCCAAUUGGGAAAGCCAACCAUCCCAACAGCCCUUAAAUGAAACAGAACACAAAAAUAAAAGAUUCUUAUAACAGCCCUUAAAUGAAACAGAACACAAAAAUAACCUAAAGCAAAGCUUCAGCUGAGCCAACUCUCAAAUGCGGGUCCCUUGUUAUUACCCCUAGGUUUGUUAGAGACGAUGUACUUCUGUAGUUUUAAAAAUGUUUCACUGCAGUACCUCAGUACAAGCAGCCUCCUAGAGGGCAGUCUCCAAAAUAUGAGGGCUGCAUUCAAAUGCAUCCUAAAGAGGAGAGCUGUUGGAUGGAAGAUGAGCAGUGCCCCAUGUCAAAGUUGGGAACCCAGGCAGCUGGUCGAUAAGUACAGUAUUCAAAGGGCGAGGGAAGAGAAUAAGUGCUCCUCACGCUUUCAACUUUUUGCCUGGUUACCUGCCACUGCUCAGGCAUGUAACAGAGUAAUGUUCAAAAGUAUGAUUCAAAAUAGUUAAGGGAUGUUUUAAACUUGGCUUCUGACACAAAAUAAACCCACUCAACAACCCAGUAAGUUGGUUUUAGAAUAACUACUACUAGUUGGAUAAGUAGACUAGAGAAGAGAAAACAUGUGCCUGUAUAUGUGUGCAAACACACACAUACAACAGUCACAUAUGGUGUGAGUCAAGGGUAAGGCAGCUAUGAGUGUUUUUGGGGAAACCUCAAAUAGCCAAAGUCAAAUAAUCCUUUUGAACACACCAGCAAGUGUUUUGUUUAUUCAUUGUGCUUAAAAGUUUUUGAAGAUCAAUUUUUAGUGUGUUUUUUUAUUGGUACUAUCUUUUUGUAUUCCUCUGCUUGUAAAGCCAGGUUGCCUUAGUUACCAUGAGUGUGCAGGCCACAGAAUCAGAGAAAUGUUAAUUAUAAAACAUUUUAAAAACAUUUCAACAUUUCUUACAAAUGGAGGUGUCAGUUUUAAGGUUCAAUGUCACAUAAUCUGUCAGGGCUAGAAAUGAAUGUGUUCUACAGCAGAACAUUAGAAAGCCUGCACUUUUGAGUUCUUCACAGGGCUAAUGCUUUAUAGCUAGUGAAUUGCACUAUUCUCGGAGCAGCCUAAUUUCAGUCCCCAUUUUCACCUAAUUCACAGUUAUAGGAAAAAAAUUUAGUGGCAAGGCUCUUUUUCAUUUGAAGCUACUAGUACUGAGAUUUGGAACAUCAGAAGUAGCUUCAACUGAGAUUAGCGGGCAGAAUGAAAAUCAGAACAAAGGUGCAAAAUAAAUGCGAUUAAUUCUACAGUUCCAGUUAAUUCCAUGGUUGCAGAAACAUAAAUAAAGGAAGUUAUUCGGUUUAUCGUGACUGUGUACAUAGAAUGUGUGCAUGUUUUCUCACAUACCUAGAGUGAACACAGAGUGGUAAAAUGUUAUCAGCAUGAGUUUGGGUAAGAUGCAUUACUCAUGAGUCACAAAGCCAUGCAUGAGAGGGCUUCUGCAAAUCACCCCUAACUAAUGAUGACCUCUCACCCCACAGUAUCAUGUAUUUUUCUUGCUACCUUAAAAUUCUAGAGAGAGCUUUUAAUGUUUUAAUUGGGACCAUUUUUUCAUCUUUCAUUCAUACCUUGAAGUCAGGUGCGUCACAUACCAGGCGUCUAACUGCACUGGGCACAGAAGGAGCCACACAAACCUUUAAAAAUAGUCUUGAGAGAUUUUUCUAUAAUUCCAGGGCUGGCAGUGAUAUGUAUCCCACUGGGAUGUUUGAAGUCUCCUUUUCCCAACAGGAUAAAACUCUCUUUCCUAGCCCUCAAGACCACCAGGCAACAUACACUGAAGACUAGACAUUUUUUUCUGACUAGAAAAUCUCACACCAGAGUCCAACAGCUGAAACUUGUCCUCUGCAGGUCUUAGAUCAAAGUGAUUUUGGAGAGGAAUUCUUCAUUUGUGGGGCAGAGAGGAGCAGGGAUGAUCUAUUUCAGAUAUUAAUUUUUUUUAAAGAGUUUGAAGUUGCUCAGAAAUGUGGAGUGUUUGAGUAUAUCUUGGGAAAGAUGGGUUAUUGGGCAGAGCUCAAGUGAGGCAGUCAAAAGGUGCAUGCUACUUUGAUUUGCCACAUUAUUCUCAAUUUAUCACAUGGAUGAAAACUGCCACAUGUGUGGUAUAUUUGUGUGUAUUUUAUAUGUAAUAUGCAUACAUGGACACAUACACAAGAAUGUGGAGUUUCACCCGUGAUAAAUGUUAGAAAAUAUACCAAUUUAACAGUUUAAAAAUUGCAUUUGGGUAGCUAAGACUUUACAGACUAUGGUGCUGUGUCUUUUUACAGAGAUUCCUCCAGAAUUGCUGCACAGAAUUUACCUUGAAAGAAUGCCCAUUUUUGAGCCUGAACAGAUUGAUAAUGACUUCUUGUCUGAUAUAGUUUUUUUCUUGUUUUCUCUUUCAGAGUUCAGUUCUAAAAGUUUCGGCGUGUUCCCUGUUCUCUAUGAGCAGAAAGAAAGGGUAUUCCUUUGUAAUACUGGUGGCAGAAUCUACAUCAGAGAUUAAUAACAUUCAUUAAGAUAGAAUCACAAUGAAGUCUAAAAAUCACUUUUUGCAGAGCUGAUGAAAUGUGUUACUUCCUCUGCAGCGUUUGUAACCCUAGUACAAGGAAACCUAACAGACCACUUUAGUAGGUGUUUUCUUCUGUGUGUGCAUGCAUCACAGCCAACACUGUUAAUGAGAGUUACACAGACACACUGGGACACCAGGGUGAAAAGACAGUAAAGGGUUAUCCUCCAAAAAGUGGCUUUGGAGUUAAUAGAUGGGGCCUCUCAUGAGAUCUGCAAGCAGUGGAACAGCUUGUGUUCAAACUGGUCCAAUGCCAAGGCCUGGUCUCCUGGCCCAGUAGUGUCCUGACAGAAUGACAACUGAGUUCCAUUUGUUCUUUGAGCUAGAUUCCCUAGGGCUGAAUAAUCCUGAGCUAGGCACCAGCAACUGAGUAUUUCUAGUACAGUAUCUCUAUAAACAUACACGUCUGCCUAGGGGAUUGGCUUUCUGCUCAGUUCCAAUAGCAACAAAAUCACUGAAAUAGGAAAAUAAACAUUUUUUGUGAAAUGUGUAUAGUCCUGCUAAACCUGCAGGUUUCUUUAACAUCCUAAAUCCAAAAUGUUUGACUCCCAGAAUCUAUAAAAGGCAAGAGAUGUAAUUGGCAGAUAGCUAGAAAGUCAUCCCAUAAACAUCUGUGCUGUGGAUAUUCGUAAGGGAAACUGCUAAAUGCAGUCUCCUACUUUUCCCUCCAAAUAUACCUACAUUAAAAAAAAGGGUUCACUUUGAAGUACCAGGGACAAUUCAGAUCAAGAAACAAGCAGAUUCUGAUCAGUUAUAAAUGGGACUGUCUGUUCAGAACAUAGUUAUUCCAAUAAUCAACAGGCUAAAAUAGUACAAAGUCACCUUCCGAAGGAAGUUAUCUAUACAGAGACCCAUAAAACGAAUACACACACAUACACAUACACACACACAUGCUGUUUUGGCAUUAAAACUCUGCAUAGAUCAAAAAUUCACUUCAAUAAUCAAAUAUUUCAAUCAAGCCCUCUAAUAUGUAGAAGUCACACAGAAAUCCAACCUCCAGCAAUCGGAACAGGUGCUGUAUAGACAGUACAGUACUUUUCUACAGUGCAUUUGAUGCACUCGUUGGUUGCUGCUGUUAACAAAGCACUAGGCUUAAGACCAUAGAAAAAGUGAGACCUUACAGUGAAAACUCUACUACAUAUAUAUUAGGAAUAUUAAAACUAAGACUCUAAAGAUUCUUAUUCUUUUAAAGUCCAUUUCCAAAAUGCAUUUUAAGUGCAUGUUGUGCUUUUUCUGUGUGCUCUUGAAAUCACUCCUACCACCAGUCUUCAAUUGCCUUCCAAUUCUUACAUUGGCUUCGGCAGAGAAACUAGCCAUGGAAAGCAAAACCCUAAGCAACAUUCUACAGGCAGACUCAUACCUUUCAAUUACUUUAAGACCAGCAUUACAAAAACAAGGCCAGUUCCUACACACGAGUAAUCUUUACCCAUGGGCUUAGUCCCAUGGGCUCAAUGAGGUUACAUGCAUGAGUAAGGGUUUGCAGGAUCAGGCCCAUAGGAAAAGGCUAAUGGCUUACAGUGAGAUUAACUGGGGCUUCCAAGUCACUUCCAGUGGCUUUCUAAUGCUGCAGAAACCAUUGCCAACAUCACUAGUACUGUAAAACGUAUCAAAUGUGUUGCAGAAACUGCACAGGAGAGGGUAUGGUUACUGAGGUCCACUUGCUUAAACAGGAUGGAUCUCCAGUACAGAAUUUAAAUACAAACUAGACAGUAAAAUGGACAAGAAAGAAUCAAAUAUUUAACAGCAUGGGAAGUAGAGACAGAAUCACACUGCAUUUUUAAACAAGUUAUUGCAUAACAUCAGGAUAUGUGACUAAAUAUAUUUCAGGCUAGAGUGAAAACAAAAUUGCUAAAACAUUAAGUAUUAAAAAUACUGCCUUGUGAAAAUGAGAAAAAUGACAGAACUUUGUUAAUAAUUAAUCUACAUUAGCAUGUCUGGGAUUUUGUUUUGCUUUUAAUGAAACAAAUGGGCUAAACUGUAUAAUAGUUAAAACAACCUAAGUGAUGUGAAAUGCUGGAAUUUCAUGCUUGCUUAUUUCCAUCCAAAAGUCUCCAAGACACUGACUGCACUGUUAUUUUAAUGCAAAUUACUGCAAAGAUAAUAUCAUGUUAAGUGUCCCUGUAUUUCCUGAUUUAUGUAAGUCAAGAGGUGCUAGGCUAAAUUCAACAGUCCCCUUUCAGUGACAAAUAUGGGGUUGGAAGAGAAGGGGAAAAGAGGGGGGGGGG